Molecule: messenger RNA, 351 nt
Organism: Monoraphidium neglectum
Lineage: Eukaryota; Viridiplantae; Chlorophyta; Chlorophyceae; Sphaeropleales; Selenastraceae
Exons: 5
Coding region: 1-351 (116 amino acids)
Biological process (GO): cell redox homeostasis
Molecular function (GO): protein-disulfide reductase activity
Source: RefSeq, a predicted model, not a curated record
AUGUUUGCUUUUGCUCUCGAGGUCCAGAAGGUGACCCCUGAGGAGCUCGAGGUGGCCAUUGCCAACCGCGACAAGGCCAUUCUUGUCGACUUUUUCGCCACGUGGUGCGGGCCGUGCCUGCUGCUGGCGCAGGAGCUCGAAAAGGUUGCGGAGGAGAUGGGGGACAAGGUGGACAUCUUGAAGCUCGACGUGGAUGAGAACCCCGAGCUUGCGUCACAGCUGCAGAUCGCCGGCCUGCCCACGAUGAUCUUCAUCGGCACCGACGACAGCAAGCCCGCGCUGCGGUCCGAGGGGCUCAUGACGGCGGAGACGAUUAAGAACAUCCUCAAGAAGGACUUGAUGGUGGCCUGA